Messenger RNA from Doryrhamphus excisus (bluestripe pipefish), 1871 nucleotides. The record is from RefSeq and is a predicted model, not a curated record. NCBI's taxonomy places the organism in Eukaryota, Metazoa, Chordata, Actinopteri, Syngnathiformes, Syngnathidae.
AACUGCUAAAAUGCCUUUGGUACAUUGUCGUUUAAUUCACCGCUUUUGCAGCGAUCAUGAACAAAGGAUUUAUUUAUGUCUUAAUCCGAAUUGAAACGACUCAUCAACGUGUCUAUUUGUGUUCAGAUAUUUGAAAAUGAUAAUUCUAUAAUAUAAAAUAACAUGGCGCCCUCUCCUUGGCAACAGGUUUGCAUGGGGAUGGGAUCGCCCAAAAAACACGCAGUGCCACACAGAGCCGGUGUGCAUACUCCUGGUAAGGAACCGGAGUCCAUACUUCCCCCCAUCAAUGAGCGCUUGGCAUACCUUCAUCCCUCCGGGGAGCUGUUGGAGUUCUACAGGAGUAAGAUCUCCAAGUUUGACGGAGAACACGAGCAGCUGCUGAAGAUGCUGGAGAAGUACAAGAGCAUCAUUGAGAACCAGCACAAGUUACAGAGUGAGGUGCGGCAGCGGGAAGGAGAGAUCGCAGAGCUUCAGAACGCUUUGAGUGACAUGCAGGUGUACCUGUACCAAGAAAGGGAGCAGUCCUUGCGGCUUCAUGCGGAAAAUGACCGACUGAAGAUCAGGGAGUUGGAGGACCGGAAGAAAAUCCAACACCUUCUCACAUUGGUGGGUCAUGACGAUGGCGAGGUCACGUAUUUCUUCCGGGAGCCUCCCCACAAGGUGAGCAUCAAACAGAAGCAGCUGGAGCCAGAGGAGGAGAAUCUGAAUCUCAGGCCAACAAAGUUGAGGCCAGUCGUGACCAGUAAAGCAACGACUAUUAAGAGGGCAAAAACUGCCGAUCCAGGAGCCGGCGAUGCUUUGGAAAAAUAUAAGAAUGACAACCAUACAUUGAUACUCCAGGUGGAGGCUCUGCAGGCUCAGCUGGAGGAACAAACCCGGCUAGCCAAAGAACAGGUGGAGUCGCUCCAGGAGGACCGACAGAUUAAAAGCGAGGAGGUCCUGGCUGAAAGGCGGAGAGAUGAGCAGCGCAUCGCCGCCCUGACUGACAAGCUCCAGCAAACCCAGAACCUACUAUAUGAAAGCACCAAAGAUUUCUUACAACUGAAAUUUGACGCAAGGGCCCAGGAGAAGCGAUGGCUGACGGAGAAGGACUCUCUCCUCGGGAGGCUGGACACGUGUCACGAGCGCCAAAGGAAGGCGGCGUACGCGGGUGCAGAAGGGGGGCGCCCCCAGCGGCCCAGCAGCAGCGCCCAGACUCAGGCUGACCUCAGUGGGGUCGGCUCCGGUCAGGCUGCUGCUUCUACUGGGACCUCCACUCGGGUCAGAGUGCAGCCCCAGUCGGACUUCAAGCAGAAACAAAAGGAGGACAUCAAGGCGAUGCAUGCGGAUGUAAAGCAAGCCCAACAUAUGGCGGAGAUGUACAGGGAGCAGUGCGUUGCUCUGGAAACGGAACUGGCCCAAGCCAGGGAACAGGGGGACGUAGGCAGGGAAAUAUUUAAGGAGCGUUCUGAUAAAAUGGCAAAGCGUCUCCAGCUGAUGACUCAGCGUUACGAGGCACUGGAGAGGAGGCGGGCCCUGGAGGUGGAGGGUUUCAAGACGGACCUGAAGCAGCUCAGGCAAAAACUGAAAGAUGUGGAAAAACAACUUCUUCAGGUGACGCUUAGUGUUGGACCUAACCAGGACCUAGCUAUCCUCCAUGAGGUCCGGGAGAGCAAUACCAGGACCAAGAAGGUCCAGAGUGAGCUGAUGGCGUUGAAGGCCAAGAUUUAUGGACUGGAAAAUGAAUUGAGGUUUAGCUGAGGAAUGGAUGGAUCUUUUUUUUUUUUAACUUUUUUUUCUGACUUUAACCCGGAUGAAGUUUACACUGUACUUGUACUAUGGUUUUUAUUCAUACAAACGGGAUGCUUUUAUACCAAUAAAUGUCUUUUUAA